UCCUUCUUGAUUCAGUUUGCUUAUACUUGAAAAUUAAGUUCUCUUUGUAAAUUUUGUAAAAUUGUGAUUCGGAUAUCCAAUUUCCUCAUUCAAAUUUAGUCUGUUAGGUCGUGAUAUUUGAUUUCCGAUUUGAGCAAUGGUCAGCUUAGGUUCGGAUUCGCGACAAACUGGGGGUUAUUUUUUCCAUGACCACAGUAGUCUCCAGGACAGCGACAGAGAUGAACUUCUCUCAGAAACACCCUCUCUAUCCACCACUCACGAUCCACCAUACAGGAAAAUCCACACCAUUUGGGCAGCAGCUCUGGAGAUAACAGUUAUUAUUGUAGUAGAGAUCUGUGUCUUCGUGAUUCCGUUGGGAGGAGUUUGUAAGGCUUCUGUCUGCUCCAACUUCUCUGUCCUGUGUUACAUGCAUGGAGGACUGUGGGUAGUGAUGCUCAUGUUUGACUUCUUCUAUCGGAUACAACACAACAAGAACAGGAAGCUGGGGUACCUAGAGUUUUACAGGAGAACACGCUACAUAAGACGAGUGCCCCUGCUGGUCAGCUCAGGAGCCAAUGUGUUGCUAGUGAUUGUCCUGACUCUUCACUAUGAUAAUGUCAUCCACGAGAAGGACCUUGGACUUGUCCUUCAGGUCGGAAUUUCCAUGGAGAUGGCAGCCAUACUGUUGUUUCUGAUAUGGUACUUAGUGAUGUCCGUAAACUUCAAUAACAGUCAGGUUGGACCAGAUGUGGCAAGGGAGGACCUAAUGAACAGUUUUAUGCAGACUAGUGUGUCCUCAGAAAUAGGUUUCAAGGAUGAUAGUUACUCAGACCAAGUUCUGGAGAGACAGGCGGACAUGAUCCGGUACCUGAAACAGCACAACGUUCAGCUGGGGAAACGUCUGCUGGCCCUCACUGAAGAGAACAGCAUGCUGAAAGCCAAUCGCUGAGCCGGACACAAAAACACUGAGCCAAUCAGAAGGAAUCUUCCAUACCAGGGGACUGUGCAAUGUGAUACUUCUUGGUCAAUGCAGUAGCACUAAUUGAAUGAGUGAACCAUGCUUACAUUAUAUACAUGUAUCAAUGUGCUAAGACUCUUGUGUUGUAUUAUCAUAUAUUGCCUUCGAACCGUUUUAUUGGAACCAAGCAUUUAUUGUAUAGUGUGUUGUUAUGUAGGCAUCAGUAUUACAUCAUUGUCAAUCAUAAGUCCUGGCUGUCUGUUUAUUGAAUGGACUUGAUUUACACCUCUGUCCAUUACAUGCACCUAAUAGAACUGAUUUCUCAACGAUUCAUACUUCUUUGCACUGGUAAGCUUUACGCCUGUGUGACACUCAGACAAUUGUGUUUUUCAACUUGUAUGAUUUAUUUAUUGAUAAUUAGAAGUUGUAACACCAUAACAAUUUCUCUCCAAUAAAACACAUAGAAAAAUCAA
Magallana angulata is the source of this 1410-nucleotide messenger RNA. Its product is annotated as transmembrane protein 192-like. Gene Ontology annotation, cellular component: late endosome; lysosomal membrane. The record is from RefSeq and is a predicted model, not a curated record. Lineage: Eukaryota; Metazoa; Mollusca; Bivalvia; Ostreida; Ostreidae. The transcript is spliced from 6 exons. Bases 137 to 928 code for a protein of 263 amino acids.